AAAAAAAAGAAGAAAAAGAAAUCAAUUUCAAAAAUCACAAUUCUCAUACUCUAUCCCUCUCUCUCUCUUAUCUGAUUUUCUUAAAUAGAAGAAAAAAAAAACGUGGUCAGAAAUGGGUGUACCCGAGACUGACCCGCUUUCCCAGCUGAGCUUGCCUCCGGGUUUCCGGUUCUUUCCGACCGACGAGGAGCUUUUGGUUCAGUAUUUGUGCAGAAAAGUUGCCGGACACCACUUCAGCCUCCAAAUUAUUGGAGAAAUAGAUUUGUACAAGUUUGACCCAUGGGUAUUACCAAGCAAAGCUAUAUUUGGUGAAAAAGAAUGGUACUUUUUCAGUCCCAGAGACAGAAAAUAUCCUAACGGUUCCCGACCCAAUCGGGUUGCAGGAUCCGGGUAUUGGAAGGCUACCGGUACCGAUAAAAUAAUUACCACCGAAGGUCGAAAAGUGGGGAUAAAAAAGGCUCUGGUGUUUUACGUCGGAAAAGCUCCAAAAGGAACAAAGACAAAUUGGAUCAUGCACGAGUAUCGCCUAAUUGAACCAUCACGUAAAAAUGGUAGCACUAAGUUGGAUGAAUGGGUUCUAUGCCGUAUUUACAAGAAGAGCUCGGGCUCUCAGAACAAGCCAAUGAUGAUGACUAGUCCAAUGAGCAAAGAACACAGUAACGGUUCUUCGUCGUCGUCUUCGUCCCACCUGGACGACGUCCUCGACUCACUUCCGGCCAUCGACGACAGGUUUUUCAAUUUACCUCGUAUCAAUUCUCUGAAGACAUUUCACCAGGAAGACGAAAAGCUCGGUUUCCAUAAUCUGAGUUCUGGGAAUUUCGACUGGGCAACUCUAGCCGGGUUCAACACGGUGCCGGAACUCGUCCCGGGUAAUCAAGCUGCUCAGCCUCAGCAAUGUACCGGAACCGUCGGAUUUAACAAUAAUGACUUGUAUGUCCCUUCUAAUAUCCCUCCUCUGUGCCACGUGGAUCAAUCUCCACCGAAGAGGAUAGGGAACUCGUUGGACGAGGAAGUACAAAGUGGGCUAAGAAGCACACAACGGGUUGAUAACUUGGGCUUCUAUCAGACGAACACUCAGAACUACUCAAACUCGCUGGACCCGUACGGGUUCAGAUACCCGGCCCAGUCAGGGGGUUUCGGGUUUAGGCAGUGAGGAAAUUACAGAAGUAGGAAUGCAUUUUGGGAGGGCAUUUUAGCAAAUUUCAACAGUCAAAGUAGGAGUGCAUUUCUGUAAAUAUCUGAGAUUCUUUGGGGCUAACAUUUUGGCUUUAGAUUGAAAAAAAAAGAGAGGAACUAUUCAAAGUGUUGGGAGUGUAAACAAAAAUAGGGAAAAGCGAGAGUCCAAUUUUCUGAAAAGAAAAAGUAAUAAUAAUAUAAAAAAAGGGCCAAAACGGAAUUUCGCUCCCACUUUUUGCUUGUUAGCAUACAAAUUCGAUGUAUCUCUUUGUAUAAUACAAUCCAACAAGGACGUGAUCAAUAUUUGGUACAUGUCAUUUUGGAAUCAAAUACUGUUUUUAUAAAUUCGGUUUCAAUCGCUA
Molecule: messenger RNA, 1538 nt
Organism: Humulus lupulus (European hop)
Lineage: Eukaryota; Viridiplantae; Streptophyta; Magnoliopsida; Rosales; Cannabaceae
Product: NAC domain-containing protein 72-like
Exons: 3
Coding region: 113-1153 (346 amino acids)
Biological process (GO): regulation of DNA-templated transcription
Molecular function (GO): DNA binding
Source: RefSeq, a predicted model, not a curated record